AUGAAGAAGAAGAAGAAGAAGAAGAAGAUGAUGAAAAAGAUGGAAAAGAAGAUGAAGAAGAAGAUGAUGAUGAAGAAGAAGAAGAUGAUGAUGAAGAAGAAGAAGAAGAAGAAGAAGAUGAUGAAAAAGAUGGAAAAGAAGAUGAAGAAGAAGAUGAUGAUGAAGAAGAAGAAGAUGAUGAUGAAGAAGAAGAAGAAGAAGAAGAAGAUGAUGAAAAAGAUGGAAAAGAAGAUGAAGAAGAAGAUGAUGAUGAAGAAGAAGAAGAUGAAGAAAAAGAAGAAGAUGAUGAAGAAGAAGAAGAAGAAGAAGAAAGAAAAGAAGAAAUAUGUGUGGCCAAUGCAUUCAAAGAAAUCGGAUCCGGAGCGCCACACCUCUCUUACAAGCAUCGACACUCCUUUGCCUCGUCAGACUCCAUGCAAACUAAGCCCAACGAGUGCUUGGGCCGGCCAAAUAUUCGGCCGAAAUUUAGCAUUCGGUUUUGGUAAUUUUGAAAGCAACAUUUGCUUCAGAGUUUUCUUCAAAAUUUUUUGUGUUUUCGGUCUACUGGCCUUUGGCCCCGGGUUCGACCAAAUAGUCGAUUGA
Messenger RNA from Helobdella robusta, 582 nucleotides. RefSeq lists its product as hypothetical. The coding region runs from base 1 to 582 and encodes 193 amino acids. The transcript has 4 exons. The record is from RefSeq and is a predicted model, not a curated record. Lineage: Eukaryota; Metazoa; Annelida; Clitellata; Rhynchobdellida; Glossiphoniidae.